This is a messenger RNA of Bathycoccus prasinos, 1698 nucleotides long. Its product is annotated as glutamyl-tRNA synthetase. The coding region runs from base 1 to 1698 and encodes 565 amino acids. The record is from RefSeq and is a predicted model, not a curated record. Gene Ontology annotation, biological process: glutamyl-tRNA aminoacylation. Lineage: Eukaryota; Viridiplantae; Chlorophyta; Mamiellophyceae; Mamiellales; Bathycoccaceae. Gene Ontology annotation, molecular function: zinc ion binding; glutamate-tRNA ligase activity; tRNA binding. The transcript has a single exon.
AUGUUCUCGAUGACGAAUAUUGCGGCGAAAUCUUCGCAUUUCAGCGCGAUCAAAUCGUGCACUUUAUCCCAACGCGUUCACGUCGGAUACCACUGCGCGUUGUUACGAAAUCGACGUUCGAAGGUCCGGCACGUGAGAAGUACGUCGGCGUCUUCUUCGGUCGCGCACCCAGAGGAUGUGGAGAUUAAAAUCCCACCGAACGACGGCACCGUCCGCGUUCGGUUCGCGCCGUCUCCGACCGGGAGUUUACACGUUGGCGGAGCGAGAACGGCGUUGUUUAACUGGUUGUACGCGAAAAAAACGAACGGGAAGUUCAUCUUGCGAGUGGAGGAUACGGACACGGCGAGGUCGACCCGAGAGAGCGAACAGAGCAUGCUGGCAGAUUUGAACUGGUUAGGUCUGGAUUACGACGAAGGACCGGAAAAAGGAGGCGAAUUCGGACCGUAUCGACAAUCGGAGAGAGGCGCUAUUUACCAAACGCUCGCGCGGAGAUUGAUGACAUCGGGACACGUGUACAAGUGUUUUUGCACGGACGAGGAGUUGGAACAGAUGCGAGCGGAACAAGAGGCGAAGAAAUUACCGCCGAAGUACGUGGGGAAGUGGAAGACGGCGUCGGAGGAGGAAGUGAAGGCGAUGGAGGCGACUGGCGCGCCGUAUACGUACAGAUUUCGCGUACCGGAAGGCGAACGCAUUGAAAUCGACGAUUUGAUUAGAGGUAAAGUUGGGUGGGAUACGGACACGCUCGGGGAUUUUGUUAUUUUACGAUCGAACGGGAUCCCCGUGUAUAAUUUUUGCGUGGCGGUGGACGAUGCGACCAUGGGGAUUACGCACGUUUUACGAGCCGAAGAGCAUUUGCCGAACACGUUGAGACAAGCGUUGGUGUACGACGCGUUGGAGUUUAAGAGACCGACUUUCGGGCACAUGUCGUUGAUUUUAGCGCCGGAUCGCUCCAAGUUGAGUAAACGACACGGCGCGACGUCUGUUGGACAAUUUAAAGAGCAAGGAUAUUUACAGAAAACUAUGAUUAACUUUUUAGCGUUGUUAGGGUGGAACGAUGGCACCGAAAAAGAGAUUUACGAGGUGGACGAGUUAGCGCCUUUGUUUGCGAUUGAACGCAUCAACAAGAGCCCGGCGGUGUUUGAUACGGUAAAGUUGAACUGGAUGAACGGUCAACACAUUAGGUUAUUACCAGAAAGCGAACAAAACGAAAUGUUAGGGUUGGCGAUGGAGAAAUCCGGGGUGAUGAGCGCGACGGCGAGCGACGAGGCGAAGAAAAUGGCGAUUAGUUUGGUAAAGGAUUCCAUCGAGUUAACCGAGGACGUCAGCGCGAAAGUGAAGGAAAUUUUGGAAUAUCCGUUGCAAGAGGAAAUGAAAACGAACGAACAAAUGCAAAAAGUUAUCGAGGAUGAUUUUCAACCGAUCGUAGAUGCGAUCGUGAGUGCGCACGAAUCCGGCGAGUUGCAAGAGUGCGUAAAGAACAACGACGUGAAAAAAUUCAUCAACGCGACGGGUAAAGCGUUGGAAAGAAAAGGUAAAAGGUUGUUCAUGCCGUUUAGAAUCGCGUUGACUGGACGAACAGCUGGGCCAGAAGUCGGGGACGCUUUAGUGUUGUUGGGUAUGUUGAAAGAUGGGGAUUCAUCGAGUGCGGUUUUGUUGGACGAAAGAAUCAAAACGUUGAAGGAAACCUUCUCGAAAUAA